GUUCUAGAUAAGACAUGGAACUUAUCUGGCUUGCUGACACUCCACAGGCUAGGCGGCGCAACAGAGCCUUGAGGGCAUGUGCUCAAUGCCAGAGGAGAAAGAAACGCUGCCACCAUAUUGCUACAGAGAAUGUCGUGAGCCGACAAAACAACAUCCGCCAAGCACAUACUAUCUCUAACAUAUCUCCACAAAAGCAACGGCGUGAGUGCAGCAGUGUUGAUCAGCCGACACUCCCUGUUGCGGCCACUAUAGCUCAGAGCACAUCCACCACCACUACUUCCCGAGAUAUCUCGCGCACAGAACGCUUUGUCGGAGAUUUAAAUCCAGAAGCUGCGAUCCGCGAGAAGUUAGAUAUCGCUAACGGAAAUCAGUUGCGGGACCGAAUCGGGCUCUGGAUUAGCUCCCCCUCUGGUCCAACUCGUGAAGAGCGUCUAUCUCACUCCGAACCCUCUCAGGCUCAUGACGCCAUCACCUAUAGCCCCGAUUCGCGCCCUGUUGCUUCUCUAUUACACCAGCAAUAUACAUCUGCGUCAAAUGCUUGUGGUCGCUUACCUUACUCCACACGGAAAAAUCUUAUCUCGAUCUAUUUCGCCAAAGUCAAUCAUAUCUUGCCUCUUCUUGAUCAAGAAACUAUACUCUCGAGUCUAUCCGAAGAUUCGGUAUCCGUGUUCUUAGAACGCGCAAUAUGUCUUGUAGCAGCAAAAGAUGGCGCAGCAGGUUGUUGUCUCCGCCUGAGUGAGGGAGGUCAACUUGUGACUUCACGUCUAUUCUGCUCUGAGAUAUACGAUGGACUUGUCGCUGCCAUGAAUUUUGGCUUUGAGAGAGACAGAAUCACCCGCAUCCGUAUUUUGGCGCUCAUGUCUCUGCAUUCCGAGGGUUAUGAGGGCGUUGAAACAGCCUCAAUGCAUCUUUGCCAGGCUAUUCACCAGGCUCAAACAGUGGGCCUACAUCUUCACCGUCCUGAUAAACCAGCGGACGAUACUCUAUCACAUCUCUUUUGGUGCUUGUGGACUCUAGACAGAAUGCAUGCUUGUCUAGGUGGCCGUCCUGUUCUUCUUUCCGAACGUGACAUCGGGAUCAGGAAACCACACGUUAGACAUUCCACGAAGACUUCUGCCUUUGACAUAUGGUUUGCGAUCUCUGAUCUACUCUCGACAGUGAUAUCAUUUUACAGACCGUCAUCAGAUCAUACAGUUGGGUGGGAAACAGGUUUUCCCACAUUCGAAGGCAUUACAGGAGAUCGGUGUUCAGACUUGGACUCUGCCACACUAGAUUUUUUAGAACUAUAUUACCACGCUGUUUGCAUUCUUUCAUGCAGGUAUGGAUUUUCACAUCCUGCGGAGUUGUCAAAGCCUUCGUAUUCUCGUCAGGGCCUUGCUGCAGUCCGGAUACAUUCUAUUUUCGCCACUGAAUGCUCCGGGAAUCUCCCCCCGCUACCCAUUGUCCCAUAUGCAUUGACGCUAUCGAUGGCGGUCUCGUACCAGCAAUUCCGCUCGAGCCAACUCGUCACCCAUUUGGAUCGAGCCAGAGCUGGCCUAAAAGCCUGCUGUGUCAUGCUUGAAACUAUGAGUGCCUACUGGUCUACCGCAGAGGCGAUGGCCCGGCUGGGACGAAAAGCACUUUGUCAGAUCGAAGGCGCAAAUCCGCAAAAUCGACCACAUGAUCAUGAUCACGGGUUGAUGGCAGUUUGCCCUGAAGUCCGCAUCCCUCGGCAUCUAGGGGAAAGCAUGUCGUCCUUGCCAUUAUCGUCUGAUGCUAUACAGGGCACUCGGACUAACGCCCCAUUACCCAUGCCUAUGCAAUCGCAAUCGCCAUUUAAUGAUUUUGGGGCACAGACCAUGAGCGAGCCCGACCCCGCGCACGGUCAAUUCGCCGAUAUAGAUAUUUUGUUUGGAGAAUUUCUCGACCUUUCUCUUCCCACGAAUUUCUGGGAUCCGGUAUUCUUAAGGAUGGAACCCUUAAAUUCAUGAUUGUGCGCGGUAGGAAAACAUUGGCUCGAUAAGCGCAGACAGUCCCCCGAGUCCCCCGAGUGUAGCACUAGAAAGGAUGUUGCCUUCGGGACUCUUGGCUCGGCAUUUUAGAAUCCACUAUCCAGGCACGCCUCUUUUACUCGCCAAAGUGUUGUCGUUACCGAUAUGUUGAUCGCCAUUGGUGUGCCUUUUUACGUAGUACACUAGUAGGAACUCGCUUGGAAUCAGUACUCAAGGGCUCUUCUUCUGUAGUAGACUACCUUGCAUGCGACGAUGAAGACUGGGUUCCGGUCGCGGCUGUGCCAAGGAAGCGAGG
Molecule: messenger RNA, 2286 nt
Organism: Aspergillus homomorphus CBS 101889
Lineage: Eukaryota; Fungi; Ascomycota; Eurotiomycetes; Eurotiales; Aspergillaceae
Product: transcription factor domain-containing protein
Exons: 3
Coding region: 15-1970 (651 amino acids)
Biological process (GO): DNA-templated transcription
Molecular function (GO): DNA binding; zinc ion binding
Source: RefSeq, a predicted model, not a curated record